Molecule: messenger RNA, 954 nt
Organism: Caenorhabditis remanei
Lineage: Eukaryota; Metazoa; Nematoda; Chromadorea; Rhabditida; Rhabditidae
Exons: 7
Coding region: 1-954 (317 amino acids)
Source: RefSeq, a predicted model, not a curated record
AUGCAAAGAAUUCAAAGUUGGUUCGACCAACUGACACUCGGACGUCAGUCACGUCGCAUUUCACGUCGCCGUCGAAAUCAUUCUCGACAGCCCGACGAGCGUCGGAAGGCCUCUUCUCCUUCCGUUGUACCUAUGUCUUCGAAACGAAUUGCUCAACCAACGAGAGCUGCUUCUCAUAGUGUUGUAAGGCAUUCACGAAAUGAACUAAAACCGUUACCAGUAAGCAUCGCGUUCCCACCACCACCGACAUCAAUGCCUCCUCCAAUGAUAGUUUCAACAUCUUCAAGUAGUACAUGCAAUGGAUCAUUUCCUAGGAGAAAUCGUAUUCGCACCAAUCCGUGGAUCGGAGAGAACAAAAUGUGGGAAAGCAUGACGAGUAGCAUGGGAAGAACGGGAACUUAUGAAUCGAAUAAAAAGAAGCGUGCUCCAGCCCUUUGUGUGGCCAGUCCAGAUACGAGUAUGUGUAGUUCAGGAUAUGCAUCACACGAUUCCAGUCCCGACACUUCAAUGGUUUGGACGAAUAGUGCAGAUUGGCAGAAACAUUAUGACAAUGGAAAUAAUAUAUAUCACGAACUAAUGAGUGCAUCAUCCUAUCACUCCCUUCGCCCGACUCCAAGUCCUAAACAUGAAAGAGCUGAAUCUCCGAUAUACGCAGAACCAUGGACAUCAGCAUGUGGUCCAAUGGUGGUCAGAAACAGAACAUAUCGUCCAGCGUCUCCAGUUUAUGCUCAACCAUUCUCAGAACAUUAUCAUAGGGUCUCGCCACGAAGAAACUUCAAAGAAAUGACUGAUGAUGAGUUGGCAAGAGAUGAAUUUUUACAUGAAUUGGAUCAACAGAUUCAUGAAUUGCAGAUGCGCUCGGAGGAACUACGGGAAAUGGUUGAUCGUGCUCGCCUUCAACGGAAAGAAUUCAUAAUUCCAAAAAUGGAAUGCACUUUCGAGUUGGCGAUUUAA